This is a messenger RNA of Setaria italica (foxtail millet), 2762 nucleotides long. RefSeq names its product UDP-glucuronate:xylan alpha-glucuronosyltransferase 1. Gene Ontology annotation, molecular function: glycosyltransferase activity. Gene Ontology annotation, biological process: xylan biosynthetic process. The record is from RefSeq and is a predicted model, not a curated record. The coding region runs from base 538 to 2466 and encodes 642 amino acids. The transcript is spliced from 3 exons. Lineage: Eukaryota; Viridiplantae; Streptophyta; Magnoliopsida; Poales; Poaceae.
UUUCUCUCUAUCCUAGGUCUGGAAGGGCAUGCCCCUGCUAACUACUUCACCCUUCCAUGCAAAGCAUGAAUGUGCCUUUUGCAGUGCAGGCCGGGGAUAUCGUCGUGUCAUGUGACGUGUUCCAAACACUUGUGAAAGGGACCCGGUCUUCCUCCCUGCUUGAACUUGUCAACCAAGUGUCGUCCCUUCCUAAGCUUUGGUCUCACCUCACCUGCCCCAGCUGUGCCCAGUGCUAUAAGUUGCUUCCAGGCUUUGGUUUCAACUCUCAUUUGUCCUCAGAACUUCGCUUGAGAGACCCUGUUAACACAGAUAAACAGGACUUGUUUUGGUUCAUGCUUGAGUUGCUCCAACAGUUAAACAGAUCAAGCUUCAGCUACAGGUUUUUGUUAUAGCUGGAGAGGAUCAAUCUCUCAGGAUCCAUAUACAGUGGAGCUCGGUCUAUCGAUCGGCAAAGUUCGUCAUCGGUCUUCCCUAUCCUCGUACAAGAGGCAACAAUACCAGGGUUUCAUCUGGGCUAGCUGCUCUUGGUGCAUCAAGAUGAGAGGCUUUGCUUGCGCUCAUGCAGAGAAAAGGCAUCGCUUGGACAGAACUUUUUCCGGUUUAAGCAAGAAGGAUUGCAUCGGAAGCUACUAUGCCAAGGAUGCCAAGUACAAGCCCUUCAGCGCGCUGCUGCCCGAAGGCUACAGCGGCAAGAUGCUCUACGUGAAGCUCGUCCUCGUCCUCCUCAUGUGCGGCUCCUUCAUGGGCCUCCUCAACUCGCCGUCGAUCCACCUCGCCGUUGAACAACACCACACACAGCCAGAGGCGUCGAAGGCGAGCUGGAUGUCGCACCCCGACGCGCCGAACUCCGGGUACGCGUCUAGCCUGAAGAUCGACUGGUCGCAGAUCGAAACGGCGGUGAAACUGCAGGUCGCUCCGGCAGAGGACGGCGGUGGGCUCCGGGUGGCGUUGCUCAACUUCGACGCCGGCGAGGUCGAGGAAUGGAGGGCGCGGCUGCCGCAGACGGAGGCCUCGACGGUGCGCCUUGACCCCGUCGGGAAAAACGUCACCUGGGAGCACCUGUACCCUGAAUGGAUAGACGAGGAAGAGCUGUACGGCGCGCCGUCGUGCCCGGACCUGCCGGAGCCGGCGGCGGCGGGAACGGAGUGGUACGAUGUCGUCGCGGUGAAGCUGCCGUGCGGGCGCGCGGCCAGCUGGUCCAAGGAUGUGGCGCGGCUGCACCUGCAGCUCGCCACGGCGCGCCUCGCCGCGCGCCACGGCCGGCGUCGCCCGGCGGCGGCGCACGUGCUCGUGGUGUCCCGGUGCUUCCCGGCGCCGAACCUGUUCAGGUGCCGGGACGAGGUGGCGCGCGACGGCGACGUGUGGCUGUACCGGCCGGACGCCGACGACCUGAACCGGAAGCUCGCGCUGCCCGUGGGGUCCUGCAAGCUCGCCAUGCCGUUCAAGGCCCUGGGCGGUCCGUACGCCUCGCCGGCGCCGGAGCGGGAGGCGUACGUGACGAUCCUCCACUCGGAGCAGCUGUACGCGUGCGGCGCCAUCACGGCGGCGCGGAGCAUCCGGAUGGCGGGGUCGGGGCGCGACAUGGUGGCGCUGGUGGACGAGACGAUCGGCGCGCGGCACCGUGGCGCGCUGGAGGCGGCCGGUUGGAAGGUGCGGGCGAUCCGGCGGAUCCGGAACCCGCGGGCGUCGCGGGACGCGUACAACGAGUGGAACUACAGCAAGUUCUGGCUGUGGACGCUGACGGAGUAUGAGCGGGUGAUCUUCCUGGACGCCGACCUGCUGGUGCAGCGGCCGAUGGAGCCGCUGUUCGGGAUGCCGGAGGUGAGCGCAACGGGGAACGACGGCAGCCGGUUCAACUCCGGCGUGAUGGUGGUGGAGCCCUGCGAGUGCACGUUCCGGCUGCUGGCGGCGCACGUCGGUGACAUCGAGUCGUACAACGGUGGCGACCAGGGGUACCUCAACGAGGUGUUCUCGUGGUGGCACCGCCUGCCGUCCCACGCCAACUACAUGAAGCACUUCUGGGAGGGGGACACGGCGGAGCGGCGCGCGGCGAAGCGGCGCGUCCUGGCGGCGGACCCGCCCGUGGCGCUCGCCGUGCACUUCGUGGGGCUCAAGCCGUGGUUCUGCUUCCGCGACUACGACUGCAACUGGAACGUGCCGGCGCUGCGGCAGUUCGCCAGCGACGAGGCGCACGCGAGGUGGUGGAAGGUGCACGACGCGCUGCCGCCGCCGCUGCAGGGGUUCUGCCUGCUGGACGAGCGGCAGAAGGCGCUGCUGCGGUGGGACGUCGCGCGGGCGAGGGAGGCCAACGCCUCCGACGGCCACUGGGCCGUCCGGAUCGCCGACCCGCGACGGAGCGUCUGCGCCGGCGACGGCGAGGCCUGCCGGGAGAGGGAGAUCGCAGGCCGGCGGGUGGAAGGCAACCGGAUCACAACGUCCUACGCCAAGCUCAUUGCCAAUUUCUGACAUCCCUCGGGCAUGUCGGCGGUGACGAUCCAACGGCGCGUGCGCGCCCGCGCCGGGCCAGUGGCUUUCGAAUUUUGGCGCCAUCCGUGACUCCGUGAGGAUCGACGAGUUGGUUGGCGGCUGAGAUUUUUUUCCGACGAACCAAAGGGGCCAAGUUGCCCAACUGAACUUGGGUAUUCGAAUAGAAAAGCAGCGAGGGCUGCUGUAGUUUGUCAUGGUACUGCUCGGUGCUCUUCUCAUUAUCAGUAGAGAUUUACUCGUCAUAAAUCGAUUGAAAUUUGGCGUCAAUAUUACUA